Molecule: messenger RNA, 2144 nt
Organism: Triplophysa rosa
Lineage: Eukaryota; Metazoa; Chordata; Actinopteri; Cypriniformes; Nemacheilidae
Gene: tdp2a
Product: tyrosyl-DNA phosphodiesterase 2
Exons: 7
Coding region: 510-1778 (422 amino acids)
Biological process (GO): double-strand break repair
Cellular component (GO): cytoplasm; PML body
Molecular function (GO): single-stranded DNA binding; 5'-tyrosyl-DNA phosphodiesterase activity
Source: RefSeq, a predicted model, not a curated record
GCUGACUGGAACGUCCCACUGCGCUGUGCGGCCAUGGCUGUGAAAACCACGGGGAUUUAAAUUCCCGAAAAAUGGGAUAACCUUUCGUUGUUGUCAUGUGUUAGUGUAGCAGAUAUAAUGUUUGAGUUUACACAACAAUAAAUAUUUUUCAUAAUCAUACACAGUCCGCUUAAUUUUGAGUGUUAACGGACAGGCUCGCACCGUUCCAAUAUGGUGGACGACCUACGAAGGUAAAGCAAAAAGUGCUGUCAUGUAAUUAAGACGUUUAUUAUUUUAUUGGCUUUGCUGUGGUGGAUUUUCAUAUCGUGAUCACGUGAUAUGAGCCAAGUGGGAAAUCGAAAGUAAACUAUAAGAAGACUUAAGUUGCCUCUCUUGAAGAAAUAAUGCUCUCUGAGACAAGAAAAGUUGUCGGACCAAACUAAGUUCAGAAGACAGAAACCGAAUGAGAAAACAAAGGAAAGACAGCAGGGAGAACAGAUUCAAAACUGAGCAUAUCGUCCUAAUUUAAGAUGGAUGAUAAAUCAAACCAAGGUUUACCAAGUCAUACCUGCUCAGGAGAGCCACCUGCUGGCACUAAAGGAAAUUCUUCAAGUCCUGUGGACGUCAAAGUUAAUGGAAAAACUGGAAAGAAGAAAAAGAAUAAACACAGACAAAGAACUGCAUGUCAAAAGAUAACAGAUUCUGUGUGCUCCAGCGUCACCGUUGAAGAUCAGUCAUCAACUUUACAACAGAGGUCUAAGCAGACCAAAAAAAGGUGUGCAAGGUCAAAGCAAGAAAAAAGUGCACAGCAAACAUCAGAUAGAUCUACCCGCGACCAGUCGACCCAAACGGAGUCUCCCCAGUCUGUCCAAACACAGACUGAAACUCCUUCAGAUCAGGGUAUAGACUCACCAGCAACAGAAUCAAAGUCCACCCAAACACGUCAGACCAGUUUUACCUUGCACCAGGCAUACUGGGGAAAAUCUCCAACUGAUGACGGAGCGGUUGAUGAGCAGGCACCUCAGUCUAAUUCCACUAGCAACCAACUGACUGUGAUCUCCUGGAACAUAGAUGGUCUGGAUCUAGAAAAUGUUUAUUCCAGAAGUAAAGGCCUGCUGUCACAUUUAGGAAAGUACCGUGCGGAUGUGGUACUGUUGCAGGAGCUGAUUCCUCCUUAUUUGAAUCUUUUACAGAGCAUCAUGAAAGAUUACGAGUUUGUGCUAGGCAAUCAGGAGGGCUAUUUCACUGGGAUUUUGCUUAGAAAAGGCAGAGUGCAAUUUCUUGAGAGCAACAUUGUAAAGUAUCCCACCACAGAGAUGGACAGAAAUCUUCUAAUUGCAAAUGUGAGCUUUCUAGGUCGUCCAUUGUGCAUUAUGACAUCUCACCUGGAAAGCUGCAAGGCUAACUCGCAGGAACGUUUGAACCAGCUACGCAGAGUCUGGAAAUGGACGAAAGAGGCACCGCUGGACCAUACGGUUAUAUUUGGAGGAGAUACCAACCUUAGGGAUUGGGAGGUGAAAAAGCUUGGAGGGCUUCCGAAUGGUAUCUUCGAUGUGUGGGAGAUGUUGGGGGAACCAGAAGAGAGCAGAUAUACCUGGGACACGUCCAUCAACGAUAACAAGGAAAUACCUAAUUCUAUACGCCUACGAUUUGACCGACUUUUCCUCAGGCCUGCAGCGGAAGGUGCUCAGGUACAGCCUGAAACCAUGGCUCUGAUUGGUCUGGAGAAGCUGAAGUGUGACUAUUUCAUUAGCGAUCACUGGGGCAUCCUUUGCACAUUUUUAUAUGGGUCGGCAUAGGAACCGUGUGUCACGCAAUGAUUUUAGUUUUCACGGCCUGGAUAAAGUAAUGGCUCUGUAUCAUAAGAACAUUACACCUUUUAAACAAGCUAUUGCUGAUAAACUUGAUGAUUGUCAUCAUAAGCAUUUGAACUCCAGUUUAAAGCAUUGCCAUGUAAACCUAAGACUAACUGUAUAUCUAUAUGUAGAUAUAAGUAGAUUUUAAUUGUAUUAAAAAGGUCAUGUUUCUUUCUGCAUGCUACAACACAUAAGUAUGAAAUUGCUUGAUUUGUCCACUAGAGGGAACCCAAAGAACAGCCUGUUAUUCCCCUUCGAGCUUCGACCUUUAAGGAAUAUUAACCAAAUAAAUGACUUGUAUUUAUUUUG